Messenger RNA from Uloborus diversus, 6993 nucleotides. RefSeq names its product carnitine O-palmitoyltransferase 1, liver isoform-like. Gene Ontology annotation, biological process: carnitine metabolic process; fatty acid metabolic process. Bases 141 to 2453 code for a protein of 770 amino acids. The record is from RefSeq and is a predicted model, not a curated record. Gene Ontology annotation, cellular component: mitochondrion. Gene Ontology annotation, molecular function: carnitine O-palmitoyltransferase activity. Lineage: Eukaryota; Metazoa; Arthropoda; Arachnida; Araneae; Uloboridae. The transcript is spliced from 24 exons.
AUUCUACAGUCGAACUGGAACAGGACGUGGCAGCUGAAGCGCAAGCUGCCACAAAAAGGACCGACCCUGUUUCCUUUACGCAUCACACCUAAAGAACAACAAGCACAUUGGAAAAAAAAUUGUGAGGAACAGGAUAAAUCAUGGCAGAAGCCCAUGUUGCUGUGGCUUUCAGUUUUGCCAUCACCCAUGAAGGAGUCAAUAUCAAUUAUGAUAGAGAAGUCCUUAAUUUGGUGUGGAACAGUGGAGUUCGUUCUUGGAGAAAAAGGUUUGCUCGUUUCAUGAACAAUAUCCAUAGUGGCAUUUACCCUGCUUCUCUUUCAAGUUUGUUCAUACUUAUUGCUUUGAUUGUGGCCUUGUUCAUUACUAAUGUUGAUCCAUCAUUCGGAUUGAUCAGGCACCUGGAGUAUUACAUUCCUGGUGAAUUGGCACCUUUCACUGUGCAGUUGGCUGCUUGUGUAGCAUACAGUUUCUGCUUAUGGGUGACUGUUAUCCUGUUCCUUCGUUAUACUUUAAAAUUAUUGCUUAUGUACAAAGGAUGGAUGUUUGAGGGACGUGGUGCUCGAAAAACAUCUUUAAAGACUUAUAUCUGGGCUGCUUUGGUGCGAACUCUUACUAUGAAAAGGCGUCCAAUGCUGUAUUCUUUUCAAAGCUCCUUGCCAAGACUGCCCUUGCCUUCUCUUGAAGAAACAAUGGAUAGAUACUUGAAAUCAGUACGUCCCCUAUUAGAGGAUGAGCAAUACAAGAAAAUGGAGGUCAUGACUAAGGAAUUUAAAGAAGGGGUUGGAAAAAAACUGCAGCGCUAUUUGUGGUUGAAGUCUUGGUGGUCAUCAAAUUACGUCACUGAUUGGUGGGAAGAUUAUGUGUAUUUAAGUGGACGAUCACCUUUACUUGUAUACAGCAACUGUUACGGCUUGGAUUAUAUUCCAUUGCCUACACGAUCACAGACUGCCCGAGCAGCAAAUUUUAUACAUGCUGCAAUGAUUUUCCGAAAACUGCUGACCACUCAGACACUAAAGCCGGUGACGAUUCAAAACUUCAUCCCAUUAUGCGCUUGGCAAUAUGAACGAAUGUUUAAUAGCACUCGCAUUCCUGAUUUUGAGAAAGAUAGGGUAGUUCAUCUCUCAGACUCCCAGCAUAUAGCCGUUUAUAACAGGGGAAGAUAUUACAAAAUGAUGCUGUAUAACAAAGGCCGUCUCUUGAAACCAGCAGAACUUCAAGUUCAGCUGGAACAAAUCAUUGAAGAUGAAAGCCAACCUGUUGCUGGAGAACACCACUUGGCAGCCUUGUGUGCUAAUAAUAGGACAAUAUGGGCUAAUGCCAGAAAUACAUAUUUCUCCAAAGGAUUGAAUAAAGCAUCACUGAAAUGUAUAGAAGAUGCUGCCUUUUUCCUUGUGUUAUAUGAUGAAGAGUUGGACUUUGAUGAAAAUGACCCAUCAAAGUUGAAUGAGUUUUCACAAGCAUUGCUUCAUGGGAAAGGCCACAGUAUGUGGUUAGAUAAAUCUUUCAAUUUAGUUGUUUCCAAAAAUGGAAGGCUUGGGUGUAAUUGUGAGCACUCAUGGUGCGAUUCACCAAUCAUGUCUCAUUUUUGGGAGUUUUGUAUUGGAAUGGAAGCAUUAACUCUCAAGUAUACAGAAGAUGGAAAUACCAUUGGAGAAGUCAAAGAACAACCCCCUAUUCCCACUAGACUUAAAUGGGAUUUGCAUCCUGAGUGCUUAGACUUAAUUAAAAGCUCAAUGCAGAAUGCUCUUGCAAUCAUAUCAGAAGUGGACCUGCAAGUAUUGUACCAUGCUGAUUAUGGGAAGAAUUUUAUCAAAAAAUGCAAAGUCAGUCCAGAUGCUUAUGUUCAAAUGGUUCUUCAACUAGCUUAUUUCAGAGAUGCAGGACGCUUUAAUUUGACCUAUGAAGCAGCGAUGAUGCGUCUGUUCAGAGAAGGCCGAACUGAAACUGUGCGCCCUGUGACAUUAGAAUCUUGUGAAUUUGUCCAUGCGGUUGACAAUCCAGAUUGCAGUGCAAAGAAGAAGCUGGAAUUGCUGCAAAAAGCAUGCAACAAGCAUCAAAAUUCUUAUUUAAAUGUGAUGUGCGGAAAAGGAAUAGAUCGACAUAUAUUUUGUCUUUAUGUUCUUUCAAAACAUUUAGAGGUUGAUUCUCCUUUUCUCAAAGAAGUUCUGGGAGAGCCUUGGAGACUUUCCACUAGUCAGACUCCUCACAAUCAAGCUGGUAUAUUAGAUACUAGAAAAUAUCCAGAAUAUGUUUGCUUGGGUGGUGGCUUUGGACCUGUUGCAGACGAUGGGUAUGGCGUUUCAUAUGACAUAGCAUCUGAAGAUGUCAUGUUUUUCCAUGUAUCUAGCAAGAGAACAUCACCAGAAACUGAUACCAAACGGUUUAUUGACUGCAUACAAAAAGCGCUUGAUGAUAUAAAACAAAUAUUUUUAGCUGCUAAUUCAGAAAAAUGAAGGUCAUUAAAUGCUUUGUGUUCUGUUCAUAAAGACUUCUGCUACUACAUACAUAAAAGAAGAUUGCAUUUAAGCACGACUGCAUGAUGCUUCAUACAUUCAUAUGAGGAAAGUGUUUUUAUAUCACCAUUAAAUAUUGAUCUUAAUGGCAUUUAUAUUUUCUCAAAGUGUGACUUGCAGCUUCUGUGAUUAGAAAACUUUCUUUCCCCUCUGGCUGAUGUCAAGUUAACUUUUCUCAUCUCUUGCCCACUUAGUAUGAGAGUAAGUUGUGCUGUGAUAUGUGUUCAGUACCCUGAAAUUUUAAAACGUUGUUAAUUUAGCUUUUAUGAUGUUUUCUUUGUUAAAUAUGUUGUUUUGCAUUUUUAGCCCUAUCAGGACUGUAAUUGUGACAAUCAAGCCAUAAAACUAUUCUUUGUUCACAUUAUUAAUUUAAGGAAUUUUAGUGUUAAACCUUGUGUUGUUUGUCACUUUUGUGGCAUGUUUGGUUUUACAUGAAAAUGCAUUUUUGGUUUUAAAUAUUUUUCCUAGUUAAAAACUGAAAGACAAUCUAGUUGCCUUUGUAUUAAUUAAGAAUUGUGAGAAAAAAAAAAAAAAAAGGAUUACGCUGGGGGCAUUAAGUUGCAAGUUUUAAGUCUCUCUGACUACAUAUUUCUGGGAAUAACUAUAUUAUUGCAUAAUUAUGCUAAUUUUUGUGUAAUUUUGUUAGUCCUUAUCGAUGAGAGAUUUUAUCUUAAAAGUCUCUAACUAGUCAUGCAUUUUUUCAACUUUGUAAAUACAUUUAUCUAGAGUAAAACUUCUGAAAGUCCAAAUUGCAAUUUUUUUUCUUGUAAAACAAGAAUUUUGAUAGAACAAAUUAUUUAGAAAGUUGGAAAAAAUUUCAUUUUUGUUUUUGGAGGCAGAAUGGGCACACUUUGUAUAUAAGCCUACUCUUACACCUGUUCUCUAAGACUAAUCAAAUAACACUCAGAGUAAAAAAAGCAAUGCAUUAUUAAAUUAUUUUUUCAUGAAUGUAUUUUGUGUUGGAAGUUGAUAGAAGAAAGGCAAGAAAAUAAAUCCCAUACAUUUUCUUGUAUCUACUUUUAAAGUUCAUUUAUUUUUCAGUGCAAGUCUUUAAAAAAUCUUGGUUAUUGUAACUUUCAUUUUUCUUUUCAUGUUAUCUGUAGGUUUUUUAAAAAACUGCAUGUUUUAUUUUUUAAUGCAAGGAGGGGAGAAAAAUUGUGGUAGUUGCAGAAAUGCAUUCUAUUGUUUUUCAAGCAUUGUCAGCAAUUUUAGAUUCAUACUGUUUUAUUAGUCCUAGAAAUUUUAACUCUCAUAUAAUCACUAUGUGCUGAUUCUAUUUUUUUAAUCAAUUGUUAUUUUAAAAAUCUACUUACAUUUUUCUCAAAACAUUCCAUUUUAUUUAUGAUUUCAGAUAAAUCAUUAAAUUUCUUGCUUUCAUUUUAGUGUUGGACAUUAUGCAAAAUUUUAAAACUUAAAAUUCUUAUACUAACACUAAAUAUUAUUCACUAGGCUAGCUUUUACCUUAAUAAUGUUUCCUUUUGAACAAGUUUUAUAACAUUUGUAAAUAUUUCAUUUAAACAGUUAACUCUAGACAUUGUAUAUGUUUUAGAUAUUUUCACCCUCUUUUUGGUACUCAUAUUUUUAUUUUAUGCUAUCAUUUAAAUUAGGAUUUUUCAUUUAAAAAAAGCAAUUUUGUCAAUUGCAAUGCAAAAUACUUAGCUCUUUUGCUGGUAUACAUACACUAUAUAACGCUUUGAUCAAUGUUUGUUUGCAAAAUAAAUGACUACACUUUCAUGUUGAAGACGAGUUCCUUUUUAUAGAUCUUAUUCAGAAUUCAUAACUGUAUAGAAGCAAUUUGAAUUAUUUAUGUGCCAUGAGGCAGAUAACAAUAAAUAAAUAGCUAAAUCGUCAGCUUCAAGAAAAAUAUCACUCAUGAACAAAAUACAUGAGGUUUUUAAAUUAGCAUAUUAGCUUUUUAAGAUAAUGUUUGAUUUUAUGCAAUAUAAAGCAAAGCACAAAAUAAAAUAUUAUGUUCCUAAACUGUUUUGUAUUGUUGCUUACUAACUUAGGCAAGACUAAUAAGAUAAAAUUGUUUUUAUGGUUCCUUCCAAUGGUAAAUUUUUAGUCAUAUUCAUAUUUGGUUAAAAUUGCUAAACAAAAAAAAAAAAAAAAAAAAUCAACUCAUCUCAUUGUUCUAUUGAUCCCAAUCAUUUUAAUCAGUUUUGAGGUGUAUUCUUUUAUAGUGUUCCUAUGAAAUGUCUUUAAUGCUCAUAAAUACAUUGUUUUCUGUUUUUAAUGUACAAUUUAAAUGGCUAUUCCUGAUAGGGCUAAUUUGAUGGUUAUUUUUUCAACAAUUAUAAUUCUUAUGUUCUGUUCUGUGCGUUUACGUAUUAGAACUUGAACAAAAUACUUAAUUUCAACUUUUUAUGAAUUUUCACAUUCCAAAAAUUUUGACUACUAUAUUUUAUUAUUCUUUUUAUUAUACUUUUUAACAGUAAGAUGCCUUUUACUUUUUAGGGGAUAUGUUCUAACUACUUAACUAUUUUACCCUAAAAACAUUCCUUUUUUAAACAGAAAGUUGCACUCAAGCAUUUAAUCAUUGUUUAGUUUUGAUUUAUUCCGAUUAAUACUACUACAUCAGUGAAAAUGUUGAUCAUGAAUUGGGUUUUUAAAAAAGCCUAAAAUUUGUCUACUUUUUAAAUUGAUUAAUGUCCUUGAAAAUGUUGUUACAUAUGUUUCCAUUACAUUCAUCUUUUUGCAUAACAUCAGCUUGGAAUUCAAUUUUUGAUAAUAUAAUAAUCUUAUAGUUGAAGCUCUGAAUUGUAGAGUUGUUUACAUUACUUAUAAAGAACUUUCAAAUCUCAAACUAUAAUUUUUUUGUGCUUAAAUAAUAAUUAUACACUAUAUUACCAAAAGUAUUGGGGCAUUUUCAAAAAUUCACAUUUUUACAGAUUUCUCAAGAAAUAAAAGAACAAUUGCUCUGUAUUUUUUUUCACAUAAAAAGUAUACUCCAGCUUUCAUUUUCCAAUAAAAAAUAAGUCUACUAUUCAUUUUUGGAGACCGGCAACAAAUUGAGGAAAUAAAAAAAGUUUUUGAUCAUUUUUCAUUGUAAACAGCUGGGAAUAAGCUACUUUCACGAAAAUAUAAAAAUAAGUUCUUGAUAGUUUUUUUUAACUAAUUUCUGAAUAUUAUAGCAUAUUCCCAGCUAUUUAGAAAAAAAAUGAUCAAAAAUCUUUUUUUGUCUCCUCAAUUUUUUUUGCUGGUCCCCUAAAUGAAUAGUAGGCUUAAUUUUUAUUGGAAAAUGACAGAUGGAGUAUACUUGUUAUGUGAAAAAAAUUACAGAGCAAUUGGUCUUUUACUUCUCUAGAAAUCCAUAAAAAUGUGAAUUUUCGAAAGUCCCAAUACUUUUGGUCAUAUAGUGCAUAUCUUAUAUAACAUUGAAAUUUCCUACAACUAUAUACUACUGAAUUUUAGUCUGAUGAACGAAGUAAAAAUGAAAGAUUAGUUCAGUCCAUAUUAAAAGAACUUCUGUAUUUUUUUAAUGCUGCCAAAGUUUUGAUCAACUGUUUAUCUGAAAAACUUGAAAUAAAAUGAAAACUAGUAAUUAAAAAAGAACUAUUAGUAUAUUUUUGAGUAAUUUUUUUUUUUGCUUAAUAUUUUAGUUUCAACUUGCUUUUAAUUUGUUGAAAAUGUUAAAAACUUUUGCUCAUUUUAUUUCCAAAAUAUUUAUCUGUAAAUGUACCUGUCUGAAAUUUAAGGAAAUAAAGAACUGAUGCCUAUUUUAACCCAUAUAUAAUAUGAGUUUUCAAAAUAACAAUAUCAGUUUUAAAGAAGCGUGAAAAGAAAAAGAAGUGGAAAAUAGAAGUGGAGUUAUUUGUUUUUAAUUUUAUUAUAUAAUAGCAUAAUAAAAGAAAUAUGUUUAAAAAAAACUUUUAUUUCAAAAACUUUUGUACUUCUUAAAAUAUUUUUCAUGUCUUACAUUGCUUUAUUUCAUAAUUUUGUUUUAUUCACACUUUGCUUUUGGAUCUUGUUCAAACAAUUGAUAAAUCAUUUUUACAUAGUUCAGUUUGAAAAAAGUUAUAGACAUAGUAAAGAAAAAGGAUUUAAAUAGUUGAUUGAUUUUAGGAUACUUAGCCCCUCAAACUACAAGUAUUUCUUUUUUUUUAGUGUAAUUACUUACGAGCAUAAGCUCUUUAUUUAAUGAUAAUAUGAAUGAUUUUAUAUUAUGUCAAAUGUUGUAAAAGACAUUUGAAAUCAAAAUUUGGUCUUAUUUUUGUGUCCAGCUUCUUGGGUUGUUAAGAUGCUAAUUUGUAAAUACAAAUUGUUCCUUGUCUCAACUUUUGGUUUUAGUGUAAGUGUUAUUGAGUUCCAAACUAAUCAUUGUUUCAAAUUAAUUAUGUAUCUAAUGAAAUUGAUUUUUCUAUGCUUGUCUACAUACUUUACUUAUUUUUUGACUCAUUUGCUAGUAAAUGUCUUAAUUAAUUUCAGAUAUGUUCAUAAUAUGAACUACUUUCACGUAUUGAAUAAAAUGUUGAACUUU